CACCUAUCGCGCUGAGGUCGGCUGUUGCCGUGUCGACGUACGUCGUAGCUUGUACAGUCAAUCGAAAAACAUGGCGGUGUUCCUCAGGCAUGGCGUUUUCAAAACAGGGCAACUUAUAUCGUCAAAAAACGUCGUUCCACGCGCUUACGCCACGAAAGCCGAGAAGAAAAAAGGAAUCGACAGAAAAGUAGGCCCGAAAAUCGACUCCACGGCCCAAUCUUUGGCCGCCAAAGGAUUUCUACGCCCUCAAAAAGAUUAUACCCCGCCCAGAGAUGUCCAUCAACUUCUGGAUGCCGUUUUCCAAACCGUUCUGGGCCACGCCAAGGAAGACUUCAAGCUGAGCGACAUUUCCCAAAGAUUCAAAGUGUUCAAGGCUUGUUACGACAAAACAGGGCACAGUAUUCCUAAUUCUUUGCUGUACACCAUCCAGACGUUGAAGGAUGUGAAAACUUUCUACCUCACCCCUGUAGAUACGCGAACUCCGUUGGACAAGAUGCGGAACAUGGAACUCCCGGAGAAUCUGCAUGUGGAGUUUGACUACCACAGGUUCCAUCCAGACAAGGACACUCGAUUUGGUGGUCAAACCGCCUUCAACGGAAGCUCGACCAUCGUCACCGGACUGAAGUAUAAGGACAAGUACCCAGGACAUACGCAAUAUAGAGACCCCAGUGUUUAAAUGUAUUAUAAAAUGAGUUUAUUAAAUUGGAAAAGUUAAAACACGU
Messenger RNA from Acanthoscelides obtectus, 722 nucleotides. The record is from the annotation of a GenBank genome assembly. Lineage: Eukaryota; Metazoa; Arthropoda; Insecta; Coleoptera; Chrysomelidae.